GGUACGAGUCUGGGCACCAUGAAUGGCUGCAUUGUGCCCCGCCCCCCGCCUUUCCCGUGAUCUAUGCUGGUUACAUCAUCCAGACACAGUUGCCCCUCUCAGUUGGACGGGAUCUGUUAAGCAUUAAUCGACCAAUUCGCCUACAAAUCCGUGCCGAGAACCGAGUGUGCACUUGUCCCGAUUCUCGCUUAAGCUUUUCAUCCUCCUCCCUACGCUCUUGCUUCCUAAUGCACCCUACAAACCCUUGAUCAACUCGAAAUGGCACCACCAACAGACCGCACCGAAAUCCUCGCUCGCUUCCGCCGCCAGAUCGCCGAGGGCAAGCCCAUCGUCGGCGCCGGAGCCGGAAUCGGCCUCUCCGCCAAAUCCGUCGAAGCCGGCGGCGGCGACCUAGUGAUCAUCUACAACAGCGGGCGCUUCCGCAUGGCCGGGCACGGCAGUCUCGCCGGGCUGAUGCCCUACAGCAACGCCAACGACGUCGUGGUGGAAAUGGCGGCUGAGGUCCUCCCCGUCGUCAAGCACACGCCCGUGAUUGCCGGCGUGUGCGGGACGGACCCGCUGCGCGAUAUGCCGCGGUUCUUGCGGAAACUACAGGAGAUGGGGUUUGCGGGGGUGCAGAAUUUCCCGACGGUGGGGUUGAUCGAUGGGCAGUUUCGGGCGAAUCUCGAGGAGACGGGGAUGGGGUAUGCGAAGGAGGUGGAGAUGGUGCGGACUGCGGUUCGCUUGGGGAUGCUGGCGACGCCGUAUGUGUUUAAUGUGGCCGAGGCGGAGGAGAUGGCGCGCGCGGGGGCGGAUAUCCUCGUUGCGCAUAUGGGGCUUACGACGUCCGGGACGAUCGGGGCCAAGACGGGGAAGAACCUUGAGCAGUGUGUUGAGGAUAUCCAGGCGAUUCGGGAUGCAGCGGUUAAGAUCAAGGAGGAUGUUAUCGUGUUGUGUCAUGGGGGCCCGAUUGCAAAGCCCGAGGAUGCGAGGUAUGUUCUUGAGAGGGUGAGCGGGUUGCAUGGGUUCUUUGGGGCGAGUUCCAUGGAGAGACUACCGGUCGAGGUUGCUAUCCGGGAUACGACGGCGGAGUUCAAGGGGAUUGCGCUGAAGAAGUAGUGGCUGUCUGGGCAGUAUAUGUCACGUUACGCAUGGAAAGCCCUUUGGUUCCUAAGCUUGAGUAGGCUAAACAGUCUGUAUGCCUAGAGGUUCUGCGCUCUACAGGGUCCUGUCAGACUGUCAAAUGGCCAUUACCAUGAACAGCCCUGGUCUUUGCUAUAUCUAUUGCCAUCUGUGACAAAGAAAAACACGCCAAUCUCCCAGCGACCUUUAGGACAAUGCCCAUUGUCAGGCCAUAACAGAAUGUAUACCAAGCCUCUGUUAACGCCGUAGAACAACCGUGGUCUGUAUAACCUUAGAAGACGGAAUAGACAAAGCCACUGGUCUAUAUAAAACCAUCCACCAUCCCAUGCAUUACUG
This is a messenger RNA of Aspergillus calidoustus, 1458 nucleotides long. The record is from the annotation of a GenBank genome assembly. NCBI's taxonomy places the organism in Eukaryota, Fungi, Ascomycota, Eurotiomycetes, Eurotiales, Aspergillaceae.